Molecule: messenger RNA, 7521 nt
Organism: Hemicordylus capensis (graceful crag lizard)
Lineage: Eukaryota; Metazoa; Chordata; Lepidosauria; Squamata; Cordylidae
Gene: ZSWIM8
Product: zinc finger SWIM-type containing 8
Exons: 26
Coding region: 1288-6753 (1821 amino acids)
Cellular component (GO): Cul2-RING ubiquitin ligase complex
Molecular function (GO): zinc ion binding
Source: RefSeq, a predicted model, not a curated record
GGGGCGGGGGGGGGGCUGCCUCUCUUCGCCGUGGAAGCUGUGAGGGAGGGAGGUGCGCGCGCGGGGGGCCAUUUUAGCACUCGUCCAGCGACGGGCGGUGGAAGGUAUCGGCGUGCAAGGCCAGGCUGGGCCCCCUCCGGAAAGGUGGCAGAAGCCGAGCCGCCCCGUGCUGCUUUCUUCGCCCUUGCGGGGUCCGCCGCCAUGCUGCCCCCGUGGAGGGAUUCCAGUUGCCAGGCCUGAACGACGGACAAAAAAAGCCCUCCGGGGCGCUUCAGCUCUCGAAGUUCUGCUGCUUCCUCUCAAGCCCGCGGUGGGCACCGCAGUUGCCCUUCUCGUCCGGCGCCACCUGCGGCUGCUGCCACCCCAUUGCCAAACCUCCCCCCCCCGCCCGUCUAGUUUCCCCUUUUAAAAAAACAAAACCAAACAAAAUCUCCUGUUUAAUCUUUUUGCCCUCGCUUCUUCCAUUUUCUUGUGACCCUCCACGUACCCUGGGUUUCCUUACCGCCCCAUUCCCUUUCUUUUGGGGGCAUUGUCCCUGCUCCUCCCGCCAUUGUGUCCGGUGUGUGUGUUUCGGUCUGUGUUUUUCUCUUUCCGCUCCUGUAUAUUCUCUUCCUUUGGGCCAAGCAGCAGCUUCUGUUACUUCCCCACCACCUCCUCCUCCCAGUACUUCUUAUAAAGUUCCACUUCAGGGUUUCCUCUCUCGGAUAACUGGACACUCUUUCAACGGAAGGAUAAAUGUUUUGUUCUUAAUGCUCUGUACAGAGCUUUAUCUUCCUUUUUUCUUGUAUAUGCCUGUCAUCAACUUGGAGCAGCCCUAAGAGGAGGAAUGGUUAUGAAUAUAUAUUUAUUAUUUAUAUACACCUCGCCUCUAGUGUUCCUUGCUGAACAAUGCAGCUGAAAAGGGACAAAGUGAUUUCUUUGCUCAUGUGCCAUUCCCUCUGGGUUUCCUGCAGGUGAAAACCUCGAGUAGACUCCGCAUGCUUGCUAAUUAUAGAUGUCGGCGUACUAGCCAAGUCAGGGGGCAAUUUGUGACUAUACUUUCCCGCUUAUUUCUUUUUAAGGAACCAAAGUUCACAGACUGAUCCUCUCUGCAGUUUUUAAAGUCUUGAGAACUCUGUGUGUCAAAUUCCUACUACUUCUCACACCAUAGGCACUCAUCUUUUUGUGACGCCCCCUCCCCAUUGCAUUGGAGCAGUUGAACUUGAAAUACCAAUAGAGGUUGUCCUGGAGUGGUGUGUUUGUCCCUCUGAGAAGGCCUGUCUUUUUCCUUCUGGUUUCUUGGAUGUGAUGGAACUCAUGUUUGCAGAGUGGGAGGACGGGGAAAGAUUUUCAUUUGAAGACUCUGAUCGUUUUGAGGAAGACUCGCUUUGUUCCUUCAUUUCUGAAGCAGAGAGUCUAUGCCAGAACUGGAGAGGAUGGCGAAAGCAAUCAGCGGGACCCAACUCCCCCACUGUCAAAAUGAAAGAUGGGCUGGUGAUCCCAUUGGUGGAACUGUCUGCAAAACAGGUGGCAUUUCACAUUCCAUUUGAAGUGGUGGAGAAAGUCUAUCCACCAGUGCCUGAACAGCUACAGCUUCGUAUUGCCUUCUGGAGCUUCCCAGAAAAUGAAGAGGACAUCAGGCUAUACUCCUGCUUGGCAAAUGGCAGUGCGGAUGAGUUCCAGAGAGGCGAACAACUUUUCCGAAUGAGAGCUGUUAAAGACCCGCUGCAGAUAGGUUUCCACCUGAGUGCCACGGUGGUACCUCCCCAGAUGGUGCCACCAAAAGGAGCAUACAAUGUGGCAGUGAUGUUUGACAGAUGCAGAAUCACGUCAUGCAGCUGCACCUGUGGAGCCGGGGCCAAAUGGUGUGCCCAUGUUGUAGCCCUCUGUCUCUUCCGAAUACACAAUGCAUCUGCUGUGUGCUUGCGAGCACCUGUCUCGGAAUCUCUGUCUCGACUACAGAGAGAUCAGCUGCAGAAAUUUGCACAGUACCUCAUCAGUGAACUUCCCCAGCAGAUCCUUCCCACUGCUCAGCGUCUACUGGAUGAGUUGCUGUCUUCUCAGUCCACUGCCAUCAACACUGUAUGUGGGGCCCCAGAUCCCACUGCCGGUCCCUCGGCCUCUGAUCAAAGCACCUGGUACUUGGAUGAAUCUACACUGAGUGACAACAUCAAGAAAACUCUUCACAAGUUUUGUGGUCCUUCUCCUGUUGUUUUUAGUGAUGUAAACUCCAUGUACCUCUCCUCCACGGAGCCCCCAGCUGCUGCUGAGUGGGCAUGUCUUCUACGUCCUCUGAGAGGAAGAGAGCCUGAAGGCAUCUGGAACUUGCUUUCUAUUGUUCGAGAGAUGUUCAAGAGACGGGAUACUAAUGCUGCCCCUCUUUUGGAGAUCUUAACAGACCAGUGUCUAACAUAUGAACAGAUAACUGGCUGGUGGUACAGUGUAAGGACGUCUGCAUCCCACAGCAGUGCAAGUGGGCACACUGGUCGCAGCAAUGGCCAGUCAGAAGUGGCUGCUCAUGCUUGUGCGAGCAUGUGUGAUGAGAUGGUGGUUCUUUGGAGGCUUGCCGUCUUGGAUCCGACCAUCAGCCCCCAUAGGCGAAGGGAUUUAUGCAUGCAACUAAGGCAGUGGCAGCUGAAGGUAAUAGACAACGUCAAAAGGGGGCAGCACAAAAAGUCCCUUGAGAAGCUGUUCCAGGGGUUCAAGCCGGCUGUGGAAGCUUGCUACUUCAACUGGGAGGAAGCCUAUCCAAUUCCAGGCAUCACCUACAGCAAUGCUGACAAGAAGAACUCCUUUUGUUGGGUGAAGGCCAUCCAACAGAGGAACUGUCGGCCACAGUGUGCAGAAACCUUCUGUGAGGCAGGCAGAGCUCAUGGGCCAGAUGCUGCAGGGAUGUGCCUGCAGCUAGGGGACAGGUCACGCCCUGCCUCUCAGGAGCCGGCUGUGCGUCCCAAAGAACUCAUCGGGAAGCGGAAAGUUGUAUCUGAGGGCCCCCAGCGGGUUCUGAGACGGCUUUCAGCAGAAGGAGAUAAAGCUGCGUACAAAACAGCUGUGAACAAAGGCAAGCUUCCAGCAGGAAAAAGUUUGGCCAGUAAACAUAGCGGGAAGCGUCGUAUGAGCAGUGAGGACAGCUCUCUGGAACCAGACUUGGCUGAGUUGACUUUAGACGACAGCAGUUUGGCUCUUGGGGCAGAGGCCAGCAACACGUUCAGCUUCACGGAGAGCCCCUUGAGCAGGAGUUACAGGGAUACGUUUGAGGAUGAUGGCGGUGUUUAUUUCUCAGAGGCGACUGAGCCCACCCUCCGGAGCAGUCCUUCCACCAAGAAAACCCCAAAGGAUCCAGCGGGGGAAGUGGGUAGUGGAGAUGACGACCUCCCUUGCCCAGAUGAAAAUAGUGGUGGGGUGAGUCUGAAGCCAAAAGAAGUGGGGGAGAAUGGUGCAGCUGGAGGAGGAGGAGAAGAGGAGGACGAUGACUACCAGGUGUACUAUCUGAAUCCCCAGGAGGUGGCCAAGGAAGAGGAUGACAAGGCUGAGGGAGGGACAGAAGAAGAACAAGACAUCUUUGCUGGGAUUAAGCCCUUGGAGCAGGAAAACCGCAUGGAGAUUCUCUUUGCCUGUGCCGAGGCUCUCUAUGCACAUGGCUAUAGCAAUGAAGCAUGCCACCUCACAGUUGAACUUGCCAAGGACUUAUUGGCCAACCCUCCUGAUCUCAAGGUGGAACAGCCCCCAACCAAGGGGAAAAAAAACAAGGUAUCUACCAGCAAGCAGACAUGGAUGGCAACAAACACAUUAUCCAAAGCUGCUUUUCUGUUGACUGUGCUGAGUGAGCGGCAGGAAUACCACAACCUGGCUUUCCAGAUAGGCAUGUUUGCUCUGGAGCUGCAGAGGCCACCAGCUUCUACCAAAGCUUUGGAGGUAAAGUUGGCAUACCAAGAAUCUGAAAUAGUGGCCUUGUUGAAGAAAAUUCCACUUGGCUCUAAUGAGAUGAACACUAUUCGUGGAAGGGCUGAAGAACUGAGGGAAGGGACCCUGUGUGAUUACCGCCCUGUCUUGCCUCUAAUGCUGGCCAGCUUCAUAUUUGAUGUUUUGUGUACUCCAGUGGUUUCUCCUACAGGAUCCAGACCCCCAAGUCGUAACUGGAAUAAUGAAAUGCCUGGAGAUGAAGAGCUUGGUUUUGAGGCAGCUGUGGCUGCUCUUGGCAUGAAGACGACAGUGAGUGAAGCAGAGCAUCCUCUAUUGUGUGAAGGUACCCGAAGGGAAAAAGGCGAUCUGGCUUUAGCCCUGAUGAUCACUUAUAAGGAUGACCAGUCUAAGCUGAAAAAAAUUUUGGAUAAGCUAUUAGACAGAGAGAGCCAAACACACAAACCUCAGACUCUAAGUUCAUUCUACUCAUCUAGCAAGCCUACAGUAGCCAAUCAGAAAUCUCCUUCCAAACAUGCUACCCAGUCAGCUGCUGCACCCAUUCAGCAUCUCCCAGGGACAUCUGUCACACAACAAGCAGGAGUAACCGCUGCUGUCCAGAACAACCCUUCAGAGCCUUUCUUGGAAAAGAGCACUCAAGAGAACCCUCAUAGAUCCUCUUGUGACCCACCCAUGGAAUCCAGUGUCUUAAAACAAGAAGGGAAAGUUCCCAGCCGACUAGCCCUUGGAAACAGAGGGGGAUACAAUGGAAGAUGCUGGGGAUCACCAGUCAGACAGAAAAAGAAGCACACAGGAAUGGCCAGUAUUGACAGCAGUGCUCCAGAAACCACCUCUGACAGCUCUCCAACCCUCAGCAGGCGGCCACUGCGUGGGGGAUGGGCAGCCACCUCCUGGGGCAGAGGGCAGGAUAGUGACAGCAUCAGCAGCUCUUCCAGUGACUCAUUGGGUUCGUCAUCCUCCAGUGGAAGCAGGAGAGCCAGUGGAGGAGCACGUGCAAAGACCGUGGAAGUUGGCAGGUAUAAGGGCAGGAGGCCAGAGAGCCAUGCACCUCAUGUCCCCAAUCAGCCCUCGGAGGCAGCUGCACACUUCUAUUUUGAACUGGCCAAGACUGUUCUCAUCAAGGCAGGUGGAAACAGCAGUACUUCCAUUUUCACUCACCCAUCCUCCAGUGGCGGACACCAAGGGCCUCAUCGCAACCUCCACCUUUGUGCUUUCGAGAUUGGACUCUAUGCGCUGGGGCUGCACAACUUUGUCUCUCCCAACUGGCUCUCUCGGACCUAUUCCUCCCAUGUCUCUUGGAUCACAGGGCAAGCCAUGGAAAUUGGCAGUGCAGCCUUGAACAUCCUCGUGGAGUGCUGGGAUGGGCACCUGACCCCUCCAGAGGUGGCAUCCUUGGCUGACAGGGCUUCGAGAGCCAGAGAUUCCAACAUGGUGCGAGCGGCCGCAGAGUUGGCAUUGAGCUGCUUGCCACAUGCCCAUGCCUUGAACCCAAAUGAGAUCCAGAGAGCUCUGGUUCAGUGCAAGGAGCAGGAUAAUCUAAUGCUGGAGAAGGCUUGCUUGGCAGUGGAGGAGGCAGCCAAAGGAGGUGGCGUUUACCCUGAAGUCCUGUUUGAAGUUGCUCACCAGUGGUACUGGUUAUAUGAACAAACUGUUGGUGGGACCCUUGCUCAGAGGGAGGGAGCUACAGGCUGCAGUGCAAGUGGAGCCCGGGCAUCUUGUGAAGCAGUCCGUGGAUUGACAGAUAACAGAGUGACAUCAGAACCCACCACAGUGACUGUGGCAGCUGCAGUGACGGCAGCAGCAACGGUGGUGCCAGUUAUCUCUGUGGGGUCAACAAUCUACCAGCAGCACACCAUGGCAGGGCCAGCAAUGGCACACACCCAGGGUCUGCACCCCUAUACCACACUCCAGACUCACAUCCCUUGCAACCCUCAGUACAUUGGACACCCCAUCCAGCACAUGCCACGGCCAGCUGUUUUCCCUGUGCCUGGUUCCGCUUAUCCUCAAGGUGUCCACCCAGCAUUCAUUGGGGCACAGUACCCUUACUCGGUAACUACCCCGUCUCUGGCAGCUACAGCAGUGUCAUUUCCUGGAGUGCCUGUCCCAUCCAUGACGCAGAUUGCUGUGCAUCCGUACCAUGCGGAGACAGGCCUGUCGCUGUCUUCCAAUGUAGCAAUAGGAAGUGUUCAUGCGGGGUCCACAUUCCCAGCAAUUCAAGGGACUUCCUUGACGAGCCUGUCUACUCAACCCAGCUCCCUUGUUACGGGGGGCUUUCCUUCAGAGGAUGAGCAGCACAGUCAGCCUGUGAGCCCUCAAGGGUUGCACUACCUCCACUCUGCCUACCGAGUUGGGAUGUUGGCCCUGGAGAUGCUUGGCCGCAGAGCUCACAAUGACCACCCCAAUAACUUCUCACGCAGCCCACCCUAUACAGAAGAUGUGAAAUGGCUCCUGGGAUUAGCUGCCAAACUAGGUGUAAACUAUGUGCAUCAGUUUUGUGUUGGUGCAGCCAAAGGAGUCUUGAGCCCUUUUGUGCUGCAAGAGAUCAUCAUGGAAUCUCUGCAGAGGCUCAAUCCUGCUCAUGUCCACAACCACUUACGCACACCGGCCUUCCAUCAGUUGGUACAGAGGUGCCAGCAAGCAUACAUACAGUACAUUCACCACCGGCUGAUCCACCUCACUCCAGCAGACUACGAUGACUUUGUGAAUGCCAUUCGCAGCGCCAGAAGCGCCUUCUGCCUGACCCCUAUGGGUAUGAUGCAGUUCAAUGACAUCCUUCAAAAUCUGAAGCGCAGCAAGCAGACCAAGGAUCUGUGGCAAAGAGUGUCUCUGGAAAUGACCACCUUUUCACCAUGAGGCCCCUGCCCUCUUCUAGCUAGAGUUCUGUUCACAGCAUCCCUCUUUAUGGUUUGUUUUUUUUAAAUUUCAGCUGUUGGAAACCACUGAUUUGAUGUAUUUAUACCAUUACAUUCCUCUUCCAUGCAACUGUGGCUGUGCUCCACUUCCUUUCUUCUCUCCCCCCUGGUAGGUGGAGCCAAGAAAUCUGUUUUGUGAGUAUACGAGUGUGUGUGAGAAUGAGAGGAGCAGCUGGCUGAUGCUUGGUCAGUGUUCUCAGUACCCUUCAUGUUUGGAGGUGGUUUUUUUGAAUGAUCGGCUUUGUGUAUGCAUGUUAGGGGGUAGGGUGGAGCCUUUCUUUAAAAUAUUUAUUUUGGCAUUUAUAAAUAUGUAUACUACUUUCUAUAAAAUUCUAAACAAAUCCACUCAUUACGGGGCCCGGAGAGGCAGUUUGUCUUCUGCAUGUCCUGGGCUCCUCCACCACCAUUCCUUCCUGCAGCACCUUCCCAAGAGAGGAGCUCAGGCUGAAGUUGAGAGAGCUCCCUCAGCCAACACUGCCUACAUGUUGGGAUGGGCAAAGGCAGCUCAUGUAAAGUCUGGCCCCAGGACUGCUUCAACCUCUUCGCUGCUUGGACUAUGGCCCCAAAGAGUUUGCCAUCAGGCUUCAUAGGAUGUUCUAACCAUGGUGGUUGAGUUGUACAGUCAUGUUACUUUGGCUGGGAUAUUAGCUCUCCUGUAAUCAAUUUCUUAUUCCUUGUUUGUUUCCUGAUUAAAACACUCAUUUUCUUA